This is a messenger RNA of Anoplopoma fimbria (sablefish), 2463 nucleotides long. Its product is annotated as dysbindin-A-like. Gene Ontology annotation, cellular component: BLOC-1 complex; neuron projection; synaptic vesicle membrane. The record is from RefSeq and is a predicted model, not a curated record. The transcript has 10 exons. Gene Ontology annotation, biological process: negative regulation of protein kinase activity; regulation of synaptic vesicle exocytosis; platelet dense granule organization. Bases 103 to 1185 code for a protein of 360 amino acids. Lineage: Eukaryota; Metazoa; Chordata; Actinopteri; Perciformes; Anoplopomatidae.
GGAACGCAGGCAGUUGCAGAGCAGACAGGCUGCAGCUAGCUGCUCAGUGCAUCAGCAGGGUUCACAGUCAGUUACAACCAAAGUUAUCCUUACUGUCUUUAGAUGUUAAAGAAACCGGAACUAAGAGGUAUCAUGUUUGAAAACUUCAGAGAAAGACUUCACAUGGUUCAGCAGGAUUUCACCACGGGCUUUAAAACCCUCGGAGACAAAUCCAGAGACAAUAAAAUCCGGAGGAAGCCCAGGUUUGAAGAAAGCCUUCCUCAUUUCAGCGCUGGUCUGGACAUCCUCAGCAGGUAUGAGGAGAGUUGGUUUCUGCUCCAUAAAAGAACCAAAGACUGUGCUCAGGCUGCAGAGGCAGUAGAUGGGGACAUAGUGAUGCUCUCAGCACACUGGGAGAGAAGAAGAACAGCUGUGACUCAACUACAGGAACAGCUGCAAAGCUUGCCGGCCUUCAUCAGUGAUCUAGAUGCCAUCACUGCUAACAUCGCUCAUUUGGAAGGUGACUUUGAGGAGAUGGAGAGCAGACUGGUCUACCUGGAGACUCUGUGUUGUCAGUGUGAACAACAGACGGUCAAACAACAUCACAUCAACCAACUAGAAGUCUAUAAGAAAAAGAAGAGGAGGGAGAUGGAAGCGCUGGAAGUGGAACUAAAUUCUGAGCAUGCUCAGAAGGUGGCAGAACUGGAGCAGGCCAUGCAGCAGAAACUGAAAGAACGACAGAAAGUCUAUGAGGAAGCCUUCAACCAAGACAUGCAGCAAUAUCUGUCCACUGGAUACCUACAACACAGAGCAGAGCCAACCGAAGCUGAUGUGCGUGUUCUGGAUCAGAUGACAGUGACUAACAUAUCGGACCAGGAGGCCCUGGAUGACUUCCUCAAUUCCACUGGUGACGAUGACAUCAGCACAGGAUCAUCACUGACCUCCGGUCCAGGCCUCGAGUCCUGCUCCUCUGAAUCUACCAGAAGCAAAACAACCCGAGCCCCUCCCACGACCAGCCAAUCGUCCAACCAGGACGCAGAGUGGGAUCAGGAUGAGGAUGUGGCCAGUGAGGAGAGUGAUGAGCCUCUGGUGCAGUCUGACGAAGAGGACGUCCAGCCCGACAUGUCGUUGGUCGGCUUACAGGAUGUUGGCGCAAAGAGGGGCUCCGACGAGAGCGACCCUGCUGAGGACAUUCCCUCCGGGUAACCUAGCAACCAGGCCCAUGAAUACUGGGUAAACACUAACAACUGUUACCGCUCUGGUGCCCUCUUGCUUGAUACGGCUCCCAUCUCCAGCCAACAUGAGCAACACUUCAUUGCUUCUUUCCUCUGAGGUUUGAUAUGGAAACGUGCCCUCUAACACAAAUGCUGAGUUUUCAGAUGGUAGUGACUCUUAUGCUAAGCUGUCACUCAGUAAUGCUAACUAACUGAAACAUCCGAUUUUUCCAAUACCUAAACCUACAUGUCGGCUGAUACCGAGUACUGAUCAGAUACCGGUGCAUUGAAAACAUAAAGUUAAACAAGUCAUAAUUCCCUCUCAAUACUUAUUUGAUAUUGCUGUGAAAACAUAUCUGUGAAACAACUGUAUUUAUUCAAGUUUCUUGCCAAAACCUACAUUUUACAAGAUAACAUUUAAACCCAUCAUAAUAACAUUAUAAUUACAUUCUCUUUACCAAUUGUCGUUUUUUUCUGAAUAGAGCUUAAACGCAUGAUGAUGUUACUCAAUGCAACCUCAAUUAGCUUUAGGUGUGAGAUCCGUUUGCAGGGAUGGGCAGCUAACCGGCUGCUAACAUCUAACGUUAUUUAGCUCUCCUCCUGAUGAUUUCACCACAGAUUUGUUCUUCACAAUGAAGCAUUAUCAGGGACAAAAUAUGGUGUACCAGAGUGUUUAACCAAAGUUGUGUAGUACUAGUAACACAGUGACACGUGGUGUUGUUGUUGCUGUUCAUGUGUAGCUCAAAUGAGCUGCUAACGUGAUAUUUGAUCGGUGCAUGGACUUGCGUACUCGCCAAAACCUGAUCCAACAUUUUAGGCAGUAUCUGAAGCAUGUCUGGUAUCGAAAUCGAACAACUUUGUGAAAUCGAACAACAUUGUAAAAAACCUUCUCCUCGUAUGGAGACAAUUCGAAGAUAAUUACAGUAAGCGCUUGACAUGACAAAUGCCACAGUGUCAAGAAGUUAUUAGAGUUGUCUAAGGCCUCAAUGUGAUUAUAUAACUCCCCCAGCAUUCACAUGUAUUGUGAUCUUUAUGUUCAGGCCAAUCCAUCUGUAAGAAAUUCUCUACAUAGGAAGUGACCUUAUUUAAAUGUUAAAGUCCUCAAGAUAUAGAUUUAUUGUAUUGUAUUUCCCUUUGUGCUCACUAAUAUGCAAGAAGCAGAUGGUAGGGCGACAGUGUACUGUAGAUGGAACAGCUGGUGACACUCCCCCUUUUGCAGCAGGGCAGUCUUGAUGUACACGUCUCUGCUUGGGUCAAUCUCACAAUAAAG